This is a messenger RNA of Episyrphus balteatus (marmalade hoverfly), 895 nucleotides long. RefSeq names its product protein crossbronx (gene peo). The record is from RefSeq and is a predicted model, not a curated record. The coding region runs from base 122 to 823 and encodes 233 amino acids. The transcript has 4 exons. Lineage: Eukaryota; Metazoa; Arthropoda; Insecta; Diptera; Syrphidae.
AUAGCUUUAAAAUAUUAUAUAUUAUAUUGAUCAAUAAAAAUGAAAAAAUCAACACUAUUUUUCCAUUAGUACCUAUUUCUGUUUUAUUAAAAAAUUGUUUUUCUAUAAAUUAAAAUCCAAUAUGACUCUAGACACUACAAAAUCGGAAGAGCAAAUCUUUUUCACAAUUCAACAGGAAUAUAAAACUCUUGCGGAGUACAAGAUGGUAGCAGCCGAGAAAAUUUCUGGAGUUUAUGUUAUUCCGUCCUUUGGGAAUUCUCUUUCUUGGUUUGGUGUAAUCUUUGUGCGUGCUGGUUAUUAUGCGGAGGCGGUGUUUCGUUUCAACAUUUUGCUUCCAGAUAGGUUCCCACAGGAUACGGCGCUACCAACAAUUAUAUUUCAAAAUGAUAUAUUCCACCCGCUUAUCUGUCCGUUUACUGGCACAUUGGACAUUACAGCGGACUUUCCAGUUUGGAAAGUUGGGGAGGACCAUAUUUGGCAGGUGUUAAAAUUCUUGCAGUUCGUGUUUCUGGAUCCAUGGGAGUCACUUAAAGCCAGUCCUUCAGUUUUGAAUAAAGAAGCAGCCGAUCUUCUUGCUCAAAAUCGAGCUGAAUUCAUUGCACGCGCUAAAAAAUGUGCAGAACAAAGUAAGCAACAAGUGUACAAUGCGCCGACUUCAGAGGACCCACAUUAUAUUAUAUUUGAAAAGUUCAAUUUUGAAACUCAUGGGCCAGUUAUUGAGAAAAUCAAAUCAAAUAACUUUGAGAAUGAUUCAUCACCCUCAUGCUCUGUGGGCCUCUCUUGGGUAAAGGAAGGUGAAUUCAAAGCACUUAGUUUAGAAUAGUUUAUUUUAGUUGUAUACACAUUAUGUACAUAAUUAUUUCAAUAAUAAUAAUAACUGAUUAUUAUUUUUUAA